UGCAAAGUGGUAUUUGCUCUCUAAUCGACCUAAACUCCAAUACUCCAUUUUCAUCUUACUCCAUUGAUUCUCAAAGAGAAAAGAGAGAAAAAAGAAAAAAAAACUGAAGAUAGAAAGAGAUGAAGAAAAGGCAAAGGAAAAAUUCUUCCUCAUCAUGUAAAAAUCGUAAACAACUCAAACUCUCAUCAGUCCAAAGACCACUUAAACCUAUGCUUUCCCAUUUUUCUCUACUCCAUUCCCAACAACAACCCCAAUCACUACUUCAAAAUACCCUAAUUAAUGAUUCAGACUUCGAUUUCGGCCAUCAAUCAUCUAAACUUGACGCCGAUUUCUCUGAUGUUGGUUGUUCCGAAAUUCUUAGUCAAGAUUUCUUUUGCACACCUGAUUAUAUUACCCCAGAAUGUCAGAAUUUCUUCAGUGAUUUGGAUGGCAAUAAGCUGGAAGAUAUCGCUUGUCCAGCCUCGCCGGAGAAAAUGAAAGCCGUUAGAAGUAAAAUAUUUAAACAAGACGAAACCUUUGUACAAUCCCGAGCUUCUAUGUUGGACCAUCAACAGACAGAGGAGCUUACAAAAUAUUCUCUUGAUGCGGAUGGAAACAAGACAGGAAAGCCUAUAACUAAUGCAUUAUGCAAAGGUCCCAAUUAUGUCCCUCAGUCGGCAAUUGCUUUAAGGUCCCGUGUUAUGCCACCACCUUGUUUAAAGAACCCGUAUCUCAAGGAUGCUGUGGAGAUGGAUGUGGACCCAUUUGGAAGUUGGAGAACAAAAUGUUCAGGCUAUCCCUUUGCGUCUAGUGGUGCUGAAAACAUGUCACGCUAUCGUACGGACUUCCAUGAAAUUGAGCAAAUCGGAAAUGGGAACUUCAGCCAUGUAUACAAAGUCUUAAAAAGAAUUGAUGGUUGCAUGUACGCUGUAAAACAUAGCACAAAGCAAUUGUGCCAAGACACAGAAAGAAGGAAAGCUCUGAUGGAAGUUCAAGCAUUGGCAGCUUUAGGGUUUCAUGAAAACAUAGUAACCUAUUACACUUCCUGGUUUGAAAAUGAGCAUCUGUACAUCCAGAUGGAGCUUUGUGACUACAGCCUCUUUACUUAUCAUUCAUCUUGCUUGCUAACUGAGGAAGAAAUCUUGAAAGCUUUUUUUCAGAUUGCUAGAGCAUUGCAAUACAUACAUGAAAGAGGAAUCACUCAUCUAGAUGUGAAACCAGAGAACAUAUAUGUAAAGAAUGGUGUGUAUAAGCUUGGUGACUUUGGUUGUGCGACACUAUUAGAUAAGACGCUUCCCAUUGAAGAAGGUGAUGCACGCUAUAUGCCUCAAGAAAUUUUGAACGAGAAACAUGAUCAUCUUGAUAAAGUUGAUAUCUUUUCACUCGGGGUUUCUAUUUAUGAGCUUCUACGAGGGUCAUCAUUAUUAGAAACGGGAUAUCAGCUUUUAAGAGAGGGCAAACCACCACUGCUUCCUAACAAAUCACUACAGUUACAGAACUUGCUUAAGGUAAUGAUGGAGCCAAUCCCCAUGAGGCGACCUUCGGCAAAACAAUUGGUAGACAACCCUAUUUUUUCAAGAAUCUCGUGAAACCAUAAAUCCAAACGUUACUCUUGUUUACCGGGUUAGAGAUCCUCGCAAGGCCUGUUUAAAGAAUGGCAAGCACGCUUCAGCUUCAACAUACUAAAUUAUGAAUCUGAUUUAACUGCUAAUGAUUAUGCUGGAUGCACCAAGUUUUGGUUCCAUGUAUGGUGCACAUUUUUGUAAAUGCAUGGAUUGGUAUUGUGUAUUUCCCUUAUUAUCUCAAUACCAUUAUUACACAGCAAUCUCGAUUUCCCAGCGACCGAUAAGAUAGAUUGUAGUAACUUUCAACAGUUAAAAGUCGGAACAGUUCUGUAAGUGAAGGCAAGAGAUGCCCAUCAUUUGUAAGUGAUAAGUUUUUGUCUGAUAUUGCUUUGUUCCGUAAUCUCUUUUCUCUACAAGGAUUCUGCUAGCUUUGUUCGAAUGAGCACAUCAUUUGAAAAAAUUGAA
Messenger RNA from Amaranthus tricolor (Joseph's coat), 2009 nucleotides. RefSeq names its product wee1-like protein kinase. The transcript has 10 exons. NCBI's taxonomy places the organism in Eukaryota, Viridiplantae, Streptophyta, Magnoliopsida, Caryophyllales, Amaranthaceae. The record is from RefSeq and is a predicted model, not a curated record. Gene Ontology annotation, molecular function: ATP binding; protein kinase activity. The coding region runs from base 120 to 1568 and encodes 482 amino acids. Gene Ontology annotation, biological process: protein phosphorylation.